GGCGUCGGGGUCGGCGGCCCUGCGCGCCCUGACGCCCUCCUCGCUGCUGCUGCUGCCCGCCGAGGCCGAGACGCGCCAGCGCCUGCUGCGCACCGCCAAGAAGGAGGUGAAGCAAAUCAUGGAGGAAGCCGUCACCAGGAAAUUUGUGCAUGAAGACAGCAGCCACAUUAUCUCUUUCUGCGCUGCGGUUGAGGCCUGCGUCCUGCACGGUCUGAAGCGUCGAGCAGCUGGUUUCCUGCGCAGCAACAAGAUUGCUGCUCUGUUCAUGAAAGUGGGAAAGACCUUCCCUCCAGCUGAAGAGCUUUCUCGAAAGGUGCAGGAUCUGGAGCAGCUCAUCGAGAAUGCACGCAACCAGGGCCCGGGGUCACAGGAGAAUACGCGCAAGGUCCAGAAAGUCCCCAGCUUGUCUCCUCAGGCCAUCAGGCACCUCUGGAUCCGCACGGCGCUUUUUGAGAAAGUCCUGGACAAAAUUGUGCACCACUUGGUGGAAAACAGCAGCAAAUACUAUGAAAAAGAAGCCCUGCUAAUGGAUCCUGUCGAUGGGCCGAUUCUCGCCUCUCUGCUGGUGGGGCCCUGUGCCCUCGAGUACACCAAGAUGAAAACGGCCGAUCACUUCUGGACCGACCCUUCGGCGGACGAGCUGGUCCAGCGGCACCGGAUCCACGGCUCCCACUGUCGCCAGGACUCGCCGACCAAGCGCCCCGCCCUCUGCAUCCAGAAAAGGCAUUCUAGCGGCAGCAUGGAUGACCGGCUGUCCCUCUCAGCCAGAGACUACGUGGAGUCCCUGCACCAGAACUCCAGGGCCACCCUUUUGUACGGCAAGAACAACGUCCUGGUGCAGCCGCGAGAUGACAUGGAGGCCAUUCCGGGAUACCUGUCCCUUCACCAGACUGCUGACAUCAUGACGCUGAAGUGGACUCCGAACCAGCUGAUGAACGGCUCCGUGGGAGACUUGGACUACGAGAAAAGCGUGUACUGGGACUACGCCAUGACCAUCCGCCUGGAGGAGAUCGUCUACCUGCACUGCCACCAACAGGUAGACAGCGGUGGGACAGUCGUUCUGGUGAGUCAAGACGGGAUCCAGCGUCCUCCGCUGCGCUUCCCCAGAGGGGGUCACCUCCUGCAGUUCCUCUCUUGCCUUGAAAACGGACUCCUGCCCCACGGCCAGCUGGACCCACCGCUCUGGUCGCAGAGGGGGAAGGGGAAAGUCUUUCCAAAGUUGAAAAAGCGCAGCCCCCAAGGAUCAGCAGAGUCCAUGUCAGACAAGGAGGAGGAUGAAGCCACAGACUACGUUUUCCGAAUCCUCUACCCUGGAACGCAGUCAGAGUUCGCCCCCUACGACCUGAUGGACGGGCCCGGGAGUGGCCUUCCCUCCAUCUGGCAGCCGAGCACCCGCAAGUCCUCCUGCUCCUCUUGCUCCCAGAGCGGCUCGACAGAGAGUGGCCCCUCCAACGGCUGCAACCACGAAAGAGCUCCGCUCAAGCUCCUGUGUGACAACAUGAAGUACCAGAUCCUCUCCCGGGCUUUCUAUGGCUGGCUGGCCUACUGCCGCCAUCUCUCCACGGUGCGCACUCACCUGUCAGCGCUGGUGAACCACGACAUUGUGUCUCCCAGUGUACCUUGCGAUGCCAGUCUGGGUCUGACGGCGGAGAUCUGGGAGACGUUCAUGCAGGACAGCUCGAGCUACGAGGAGAAGGAGCUGCUACGCCUGGUCUACUUUGGAGGAGUCCAGCCUGAGAUCCGGAAAGCCGUCUGGCCGUUCCUCCUGGGACAUUACCAGAUCGGAAUGUCGGAAGCCGAGAGGAGAGAGAUUGACCACCAGACCCACGCCUGCUACGUGCAGACCAUGGCGGAGUGGCUGGGCUGCGAGGCCAUCGUCAGGCAGCGGGAGAAGGAGUCGCACGCGGCCGCCCUCGCCAAGUGCAACUCGGGGGCCAGCCUCGACUCCCACCUGGAGCGCCUGAUGCACCGCGACUCCACCAUCAGCAACGACUCUUCCCAGAGUGGCAGUUCUGGCCGACAGAAUCUGGCUCGCCUGCAGAGUGACUCCAGCGGCAGCACGCAGGUGUUCGAGUCGGUCGAUGAGGUGGAGCAGCCUGAAGCGGAGGCCCGGCUUGAAGAGGGCAAGCGAGCCAAGCUCUCCAAUGGGGCCAUCCCCAACGGGACCAGCUCCCCAGACUCCGGCCACCCUUCCUUGCAGAACUUUUCCCUCACCUCAGCAUAUUCGGAGCGCAGCUUCAGCCCCGAGGACAGUGCGAUGGAGGCUGGCAGGCCCGCUGGGUCCCAUCUGGCGGGAGUGAGCGGAGGGGGGGUCCAGGAAGCCUCUGCCAGAAAUGAGGGCCUCUUGGAUGGGAGCCUGAUGGGGGAAGGCCUGCCGUGUCAAGACAGCCUGGACGGGGACUCCUCCGCCAACAGGAGUUUAGAGGAGCUUGACCCAACGGGCAAGGAAGGGGAGGCCGCUCUGUCCACGGCAGACAGGGCGGAGGGCUGGGCCGACCGCAGCGUUGGGCAGCAGAACUCUACGGGAAGUGAAGAUGACCUCUCGGAAGAGCCGGAAAUGGAAAGCUUGUACCCGCAGCUGGAUCCACAUUCGCUGACCGUCACGGACUUGACUGCUGCUGAAGUUUCUCCGGUCUCCUCGUCAGGGGUCACGUAUUCGCCGGCGCUCCUAGACCUGUACACCGUGAAUCUGCACCGAAUUGAGAAGGAUGUGCAGAGGUGUGACCGUAACUACUGGUACUUCACGCCAGCCAACCUGGAGAAACUGCGCAACAUCAUGUGCAGCUACAUCUGGCACCACCUGGACAUCGGCUACGUCCAGGGGAUGUGUGACCUGCUGGCUCCUUUGCUGGUCAUUUUAGAUGACGAGGCACUGGCCUUCAGCUGCUUCUCGGAGCUCAUGAAGCGGAUGAACCAGAACUUUCCCCAUGGAGGAGCCAUGGACACGCACUUUGCAAACAUGAGGUCCCUCAUUCAGAUUCUGGACUCGGAGCUGUUUGAGCUGAUGCACCAAAACGGGGACUACACGCAUUUCUACUUCUGCUACCGCUGGUUCCUCCUGGAUUUUAAGCGAGAACUCAUUUACGAUGACGUCUUUUCCGUCUGGGAGACCAUCUGGGCAGCUGGUCGCAUCUCCUCUUCGCACUAUGUCCUCUUCAUCGCGCUCGCCUUGGUGGAAGUCUACCGGGACAUCAUCCUUGAGAACAACAUGGAUUUCACGGAUAUCAUCAAGUUCUUCAACGAAAUGGCCGAGCAUCACAACACCAAGCAGAUCCUGAAACUGGCACGGGACCUCGUGUACAAAGUCCAGACCCUGAUCGAGAACAAGUGAGCCAGCAGGA
Messenger RNA from Euleptes europaea (tarantolino), 3341 nucleotides. It is a transcript of the gene SGSM1, whose product is annotated as small G protein signaling modulator 1. Gene Ontology annotation, molecular function: GTPase activator activity. The transcript is spliced from 24 exons. The coding region runs from base 119 to 3331 and encodes 1070 amino acids. The record is from RefSeq and is a predicted model, not a curated record. Gene Ontology annotation, biological process: activation of GTPase activity. NCBI's taxonomy places the organism in Eukaryota, Metazoa, Chordata, Lepidosauria, Squamata, Sphaerodactylidae.